UUACUAAUGAAUCGUUAACCUAAUUUUACUGUCAAAAGUAGUGGCCUAAAUUGUUUUGAUUUGAAUAUUCGUCUACCUAUUUUGAAGAUGGAAAAAUCUUAUAUGAUAUAUGGUGUUGGAUUUCUUUUAUCUUACAUUUUUUUUAAAUUUCGAAAAGGUUUAGUUUUGGGAAAAAAUAAGAAAAGCUUACGAAAUAAAGUAGUUGUUAUCACAGGUGCAAGUUCCGGGUUGGGAGAGGGAUUAGCUCAUGAGUUCUAUAAAGAAGGCUGUUUGGUUGUUUUAUGUGCCAGAAGAAGACAGGAAUUAGAUCGUGUCCGAAAUGAUUUACUCAGUUUACCAUCCUCUGAACAAAGACAUCCACCUGUUAUUGUACCGAUGGACUUGAACGAUACAGAAGAUCUACCCAAUGUAGUGAAAAAAAUUUUGUCGAUAACUGAACGAAUUGAUAUAUUAAUUAACAAUGGUGGAAUAUCACAUAGGGGAUCUGUAAUCGAUACAAAACUGGAUGUGGAUAUCAGAAUUAUGACCGUAAAUUAUUUUGGUUCAGUAGCUCUAACCAAAGCUGUGCUGCCUUACAUGGUCAAAGAAAAAAGUGGAAAAAUAGUAUUCAUUAGUUCUGUUCAAGGUUUGAUAUCAAUUCCGGGUCGAUCAUCUUAUGCAGCUUCUAAACAUGCUCUUCAAGCAUUUGCUGAUAGUUUAAGAGCAGAAGUUAGCCAUCAUAAUAUUGGUGUCACUAUAAUCAGUCCCGGAUAUGUUCAAACACAACUUUCCAUGAAUGCGUUAACUGCCACAGGUCAAACAUAUGGUAAGAUGGAUGCUACUACAGAGAAUGGUUAUACCUGUGAGUAUGCAUCAAAAGAAAUGCUGAAAGCAAUUGUUGAAAACAAGAAUGAAGUUGUUCUUGCUCCCCCAACUGCAAGAAUUGGUAUAUUUUUAAGGCAUUUCAUUCCUUCCUUAUAUUUCCUUGCAAUGGUAAAAAGGGCAAAAAAACUGAUGGUUAAAUAAUAUAAACCUUACAGGAUGGGUUUUUUAAUAUCUUAUUAAUAUCUCCAUUAAAUUAAGUUUCAUAAAUGCUUAUUUCUUUUUAAUUCGAGUAGUGUUUCUUACUAACUGCUUUUGAGAAAUAAAGGGUAAUGUAUUUUAAAUAUCUAUCAAAAAGUGAAGUCUCUCUACUACUGAUCUCCAAAGAAUUUUAUUCAUGUUAUGUGUAUAUAGCUUAGCAGAUAUAUGUAUGUGAUAAAUGUGUUUUUUAUGAAUUUUAUAUAUUUGUUAAUGUUGUUUCUUUUAUAUGUAUACGUAUUUGUUGUUAAAAUUAUUAUUAAAAAUUGAGAAAUUAGGUGUUUUGACUAUCAGGAGAGGCUGGACUAAAGUAUAAGCUGUCUUGACUUUUUUUGUUGGUAAUUUUUGAGAGAUGGAAUUUUUUUGUGGUGAUGGUGUGUAAGGGUUAACAAACUUUGUGCAGUAAAAAAAUGUAAUAAAAAUAUGUAAAUAAAUGUUUUCACUGA
This is a messenger RNA of Harmonia axyridis, 1505 nucleotides long. Its product is annotated as dehydrogenase/reductase SDR family protein 7-like. Gene Ontology annotation, cellular component: membrane. Bases 88 to 1005 code for a protein of 305 amino acids. The transcript has 3 exons. The record is from RefSeq and is a predicted model, not a curated record. NCBI's taxonomy places the organism in Eukaryota, Metazoa, Arthropoda, Insecta, Coleoptera, Coccinellidae. Gene Ontology annotation, molecular function: oxidoreductase activity.